AGGUGGUAUAGUGUUGAUGAUGAUGAUGACGAUUGUGAUGGAGGUGUUAAUUAAAUGUCGUUCCUUUUUUGCAGGUCGAGGUGCGUGGCUUCUCAGCCUCUACGCCAGCCGAAAGUCCUGGGACCCCAGACAAGACGUCGGUCUCUUCGUCAUCCAGCAGCUCCCAGCAGCAGAAGAAGCUGUCCUCGUCGAGUAGCCACGACGACGGGCGGAGGGAGAGCAGCUGCCACAGCCAUGACAGUCGCCACAGCUACCAGAAGAGUCGGCCUGAGAUGUCCCGAGAGCAGAGCCAGCAUCACCGUGACCGUUCCAUGUAUGAUAGUGACUAUCGUAGCCCGGCCGCUAGUGACAGGCUCUAUCACCCUCUAGACGACUAUGGUGACAGGAAAUACCCUUCAGGCUAUGACAAUCGUAAUGCCCACGGCCAGCGAGGCAGUAACCAAUAUGGUGGCCCAGGCCCAGACUAUCGAGGGCCGAACCCAGGACAAUAUGGUGGCAGUAGAGACUACAGAGGACCGAAAUCUUACGACCAACGCAACCGAGGAGGGGGAGGAGGUGGUGGACCACCGAACCGUGGUUUUGACCCCAACUGGCGCAACAACCGCGGGGGAGGACGGGGGAACUAUGGUGGGAAUUCUGGUUACCGUGGCGGUUACCGUAGCAACUACUAUUGAUGACAAACUGUCCGUCUGUCCGUGUGUCUGUUUGUGAUAAUGUCUGCAAGGAUUGUUGACUCACAUACAUACAUAACAUACACACGCAUGCAAGCGCACAGAGGCACACCUACAUGAUCACAUACACAUACAUACAUGCACUCCUUCGUUAUUGUCACAUAUACACCCUGCUCGUGCAUACUGUGUAUAGCAUAAUCCUGGGCCAUCUAUACAUUUAGCUUUCUGUUUGUCUUGUCUGUCUGUGACUCGCCCCUCCUUCACCUGCCCUUCAUGGACCAGUGACUCAUGGUGUGUGUAUAUGUGUAUUCACACCUAUGUGUAUAUAUAUAUAUAUAUAUAUAUAUAAGUAUAUAUAAGUAUAUAUAUAUGUGUGUGUGUGUAAAUAUAUGCAUGUGUAUGUAUGUGUAUAAACACUUAUAUGCAAGUGAUGGUAUGUGUGUGCGUGCGUACAUGUCUGCAUUGGCACUAUACACAGGUGGUUAAAUCAUGGGUAUAUAUGUGUGUGUAUGUGCAUAUACACUCGCAUAUGUAUAGUUAUAGUAAUCAUUCACACAUGCAUACAUACAGCUUGAUUCUACCAUACAUAUACAUAUAUAUAUGUAUGUAUAUAUAUGUGUGUGUAUGUGUGUAUAUAUAUAUAUGAAAUACAGUGAGAGGUGUGUGUGUGUGUAUAUAUGUGUCUAUAAGGAUUCAUAUGUGUUCGUUGAUAUGUAUGUGCCUGUAUAUAUAUAUAUAUGUAUGUAUGUAUGUAUGUAUAUAUAUAUAUAUAUAUAUAUACAUGCACAUAUAUAUGCGUGUGUGUGUGUGAUUUAAUCUCAUUCAUCUCUCUCCUCCAUGAAACAGACACAUACUA
This is a messenger RNA of Octopus bimaculoides (California two-spot octopus), 1527 nucleotides long. RefSeq lists its product as uncharacterized. The record is from RefSeq and is a predicted model, not a curated record. Gene Ontology annotation, molecular function: DNA-binding transcription factor activity, RNA polymerase II-specific; RNA polymerase II cis-regulatory region sequence-specific DNA binding. Gene Ontology annotation, biological process: regulation of DNA-templated transcription. NCBI's taxonomy places the organism in Eukaryota, Metazoa, Mollusca, Cephalopoda, Octopoda, Octopodidae.